GAUGACCCGAUGGAACAGUUCAUGGAAGUUCAGAAAACUUCAGAAACAAAUAAGAUGGAAAAUUUAGUUCGGAGUAUAAAUAAAAAGUUGACAGAUCCCAAUCAGUGCGGUAUUUGCAUGCGAACGCUGAGUUGCAAGAGCGCCCUUCAGAUGCACUACAGAACACACACAGGCGAACGACCUUUCAGAUGCAAGAUAUGUGGCCGAGCGUUCACGACCAAAGGCAACUUAAAAACCCACAUGGGGGUGCACAGAGCCAAGCCCCCAGUCCGAAUGCUCCAUCAAUGUCCAAUUUGUCACAAACAGUUUACAAAUGCACUGGUGUUGCAACAACAUGUGAGGAUGCACUCUAGUGCCGACACU
Messenger RNA from Helobdella robusta, 363 nucleotides. RefSeq lists its product as hypothetical. The annotation marks the transcript as partial. Gene Ontology annotation, cellular component: nucleus. Gene Ontology annotation, molecular function: RNA polymerase II cis-regulatory region sequence-specific DNA binding; DNA-binding transcription factor activity, RNA polymerase II-specific. The transcript has a single exon. The record is from RefSeq and is a predicted model, not a curated record. NCBI's taxonomy places the organism in Eukaryota, Metazoa, Annelida, Clitellata, Rhynchobdellida, Glossiphoniidae. Gene Ontology annotation, biological process: regulation of transcription by RNA polymerase II.